AUGUAUGGUUUAUUGUUAGAAGGAUUACGUAAUUUUAUUAUUACUAAAUGGUCUACAGAAUUAUGGAUUGAAAUAUGUAAUCAAGCUAAUUCGCCUGAGAUUCAAUUUGAAACACGUAAAGUUUAUGAUGAAGCAUUAUUACCGAAUUUAUUUCAAACUAGUUCAAAAUUAUUAGAUAUACCUGAAGAUGAAAUUAAAUUUGGUAUGGGUAUAUCAUUUGUUGAAUAUGUUGGUGGUAAAGGUUAUCAAGGUAUAUUACGUGUACUUGGUAGAGAAUUACGUGAUUUUUUAAAUGGUUUAGAUAAUCUUCAUGAAUUUCUAAGAUCAAGUUAUCCAAAAAUUCGUCCACCAUCAUUUUUUUGUGUAAAUGAAAGUAGAACAGGUAUUACAUUACAAUAUCGUUCACAUCGUAUUGGAUUUGUACCAUUUUUUUGUGGAUGGAUGACUGAAUUAUCAAGAGUUUUAUAUUCAAAAGAAAUGAAAGUUGAAAUCGUCGGUCAAAAAGAUCGUGGUAAACAAGUUGAAACAAUUCUACGUUUACAUUUUCAUAAUCAUUCGUUUACUGAAAUAGAUGAAGAACUACCUGUUCCAGCGAUUGUAUUCUUCGAAGCAUUUCCUUUCAAUUUCGUAUUUAAUCGUGGUAUGAAGUUAUUGAAUAUCGGUAGAAGUAUGGCCAAUGCGCUACCAAACAUAGUUGGAAAAAAUGUGACAGAUAUAUUUCUUUUAUGUAGACCCGUUAUACCAUUCACUUGGGAUGAUAAUGAAAUGUUUACUAAUCAUUAUUAUCAAGUGUCAUCUAUUAAUAUUUUAAAUAAUUGUAAUACGAAAUAG
Messenger RNA from Schistosoma bovis, 831 nucleotides. The record is from the annotation of a GenBank genome assembly. Lineage: Eukaryota; Metazoa; Platyhelminthes; Trematoda; Strigeidida; Schistosomatidae.